Messenger RNA from Penicillium hordei, 1542 nucleotides. RefSeq names its product Zn(II)2Cys6 transcription factor domain-containing protein. Gene Ontology annotation, molecular function: zinc ion binding; DNA-binding transcription factor activity, RNA polymerase II-specific. The transcript is spliced from 2 exons. The record is from RefSeq and is a predicted model, not a curated record. NCBI's taxonomy places the organism in Eukaryota, Fungi, Ascomycota, Eurotiomycetes, Eurotiales, Aspergillaceae. Bases 1 to 1542 code for a protein of 513 amino acids. Gene Ontology annotation, biological process: regulation of DNA-templated transcription.
AUGAACUCAUCCGCAAAGCGCCCUGGUCGCCUCGGAGGCACCAAGUCCAAGACCGGGUGCGACACGUGCAAAAUUCGCCGUGUAAAGUGUGGCGAGGAGAAACCACACUGCGUGAGAUGUACCAGUACAGGACGCCGGUGCGAAUAUAGCAUCAGUCCUCUAAAGACUAUUGGGCGGCCCCAGCUGGAGCUCACGACCUUCACAUGUCAGAGAUCGCGAGAGCGUCGUGCUUUUGAAUAUUAUUUCCACAAAGCUGGCCCAUCACUUUCAGGAGUCCUGGACCAGGCCUUCUGGAGAGGCUCAGUCCUCCAAAUCUGCCGGGUAGAACCGCUUGUUUGGGAUGCGAUUAUCUCGCUCAGCGCGCUCUACGAACGACCUCCCAUUCAUGAGACGUCACCCUGGUUGCUUCUAAAUGAUCCAGCUGUGGUACGACAUCAGUACCAUCGCGAAGCGUUGGUCUGGUACUCGCGUUCGCUGGCGCUCCUACAGCAACGUAUUGAUCAGGGCACAGCAGACCUGGUGGUGGCCUUGAUCAGCUGCAUUCUAUUCAUUGCUAUCGAGCUCUUACAGGGGAGCCGCAGAGGUGCUCAGGUCUUGUACAAACAGGGUGCGCAAUUGAUUUUUGGUGCUUCGUCAACAUCAACCUCGACCAUCGCCGCCCUCGAGCCCAUCUUCCGCCGCUUGGGAACGUGGGUCUUCAUCACCAAUGGACUAUCAGAAGAAGCCUGGGGUCUUCAUUUGGCUGUUCCAGACGAGCGCUUCACAUCGACCGAAGAGGCAAGGAAUGUUCUGUGUAGCAUUGUAGCCGAAAUGAAGGCCCUCGACAUUGACUCCAAAGCUUAUAUACGCCGACCAACAGAUGGCCAGCUGCACGAGAUGUCAGGGCUGGUGGCCAGACAACAGCACCUGAAAACCCGACUCGUUGAAUGGUACCGCCUCUUUACAUAUUUGCAAUCUAUACAUGGCUCGAACAUCGACGGAGCAACUGCGCUUCUUCUAAUGACAUAUACGAGCGUCUUCAUCGAAGCAGAAGCCAUGCUGAAUUUCGAUCAAGGUGUAUACGACGCCUAUGAAUCUGAAUUCGCCCAGAUCAUCGACUUGGCUCCCACCGCGGUUGCAUGGACACGCAGCUCGGAAGGGGAACAACCGCCGUUUAUGUUUGAAAUGGGCGUAUUCCUCCCACUCUUCAUCACAGGACUUAAAUGUCCCUUCCCCGAGCUACGCCGACAGGCAUUACGGUACAUGUCGGAGGCUCCCCCGGCACAAGGGCUGUUUAUGUGCACCCCGGCCGCUCAUAUCAUGGCCAUUCUCAUUGGGCUAGAGGAGAACCCGGACCACCUGCCAGGAAAGGUCUCUGAAGUAUAUGAACUGCUAGCCAAACCGGGGCAUAUCCCACCAGCUCGGUAUCGCACAUGUGAUUUCAGUGUGUCGUCAGUUAAUGAGGAGGGUAAGACGCGGAAUUGGCUGAAUUAUACACUUCAUCACUUUGAUGGAGAGGGGAGGAUACAGGUCAUAGAGAAAAGGGUACUAUUCCCUACAUGA